AUGUAUCAGUCGUCUUCGAACCCCGCCUCCUGCCAUCCCACUCACUCUCCCCAGUCUGCCGCGGGUUCAUUACGGCAGUCAGCUAAACAGCCAGAGAACGAUAGGAACAAUGACUAUUUUUAUGGGCACGCUGGUGGUACAAGAUCUAGUAGAGAAAGCGGGCCAGUUUCUGGAGCGAAUGAGUCUUCUUCACCGAGCCCUGCCGCACCGGCAUCCACACUUCGAAUCCGUCGUCGCAAUCGAAUGAUUACUUCGUGCCUGGAGUGCCGACGGAGGAAGCUGAAAUGCGACAGACUCCAUCCGUGUACCAAAUGUUCCAAAUCCAACCGGGACUGUUUGUUCCUGGCCCCGGCCUGGGAUGAAAAUUCCCGGAAGAAACUCGCAGAACUCAAAGAUAGGAUGGGUUCACUGGAACGAGCAUUGGAACAGGAUGCUGCGCAAAUACAGGCUUCGCUAAAAGAGGGCGGUCAACCUGAUGGCAAUGGCCAGGCUGGCUCAAAUACAUUGGCAGGCAUGCUUGAGAACUCAGCUGAGGCGCAAGCUCCUGUGCCAGAAGAUGAAGUGAACCUAGAGCCAACUCCGCUCGCGGUUCAGGAUGCUGGGUAUGAAGAUGGAUCAGACGAUGAUAACGUUGAUCUUGGAUUCAAGCUGGGGAAGCUAAGACUAACGGACCGUAUUGGCGGCUUGUAUCGUCCCAAGGUCGCAGAAGAGCUUGCCGUGACUCUCAACGAGUUAUCAAUGUCAGACAAGCCUGCAGAUAGAUCCAACUCCAAGCCCUCACGCAUCUGGAAGCUAACGCCUAAGGACACGGAGUCCUAUUUUGCCCCAGGACCCUCUUACAUCGCUCCUUGUUCGGAUUUCAUUUUCCGGUGUGGUUCACAGAAGUACACUCUUGUCGAUUUUCUUCCAUCACGGCCUGCUGCCGACAGGUUACUACAACAAUACUGGGAAGCAGUAGAUCCCAUAGCCAAAGUUUCUCAUCGACCUACUGUUGAAAAGCAGUAUAAUGAUUUCUGGUUUCAGGUUUCUCGGGGGGUUGAGCCCCCCUACUCUGUGCAGGCAGUUAUAUUUGCCGCAAUGUUUUCUGCUGCAAUAAGUAUGACAGAAGACUCGAUAUUAAGUACGUUCGGGGUUGCACAAAAUAAGCUCACAGAGAACUUCCAGUUAGCAACAGAAACGGCUUUGGGAAAAGCAAACUUUUUGAGAACUACCAAAACCCAAACUAUCCAGGCUUCAGUCAUGUACAUGAUUCCAAUGUGUCGAGGAGAAGUAUCCCGUGCCCAUUCCGUUCUUGUUGGAACCAUCAUUCGUUUGGCUGAGUGUAUGGGAUUCCACCGUGACCCUGAAGAACUUUCGCUUGACCCCAUUGAGACACACGUCCGGCGGAUGAUCUGGUAUCAGUUGUGUUUUCUAGACAUCCGGACGGUUGAAGCACAAGGCCCUCGCCUCUCGAUUCGCCGCGAGGACUUCUCUACCAAGUUUCCUCUCAAUGUAAACGAUAAUGACCUGUGUGCGGGCGCUCCUACAUCUCUCAAUGAUAAGCCUUAUUGGACGGACAUGACCUUUACGCGACUUCGUUUCGAAUGCCAUGAAUUGCAACGGCUUGUUAAUAUUGAUAGGCUCAGAGUGGAGCAAAAUCUGAUCAGUUUAACGCACGUACUAGGAAAAAUUGAAGCUUUCCGAAGGGCUACCCUUAAAAAUUAUAGCCCUCUGAUUGAUGUUCCAAAUCCUAAACCGAUACAGCGGGCUGCACAACUUUUCCUUUCCUUGUAUAUUAACCGUGCCUAUAUAGCGCUAUUGCACCGGUAUCAUCACAACACUACUGUGAGAAUUCCUGACAGGCUCAUGCAAAUUAUCCUAACAACUGGUGUGCAAAUGACGGAAGAUGCAAUUGCGCUCGAAACAGAACCGGAGCUCAGGCCAUGGUACUGGUAUUCGACAGCAUUUAGCCAGUGGCACACAGCCUUCCUCCUCCUUAUCGAGAUUUUUAAUUAUCCGUUACGCAAGGAGGCUGACCGCAUCUGGCGAUGUCUAUAUUAUGUUUUUGAAAUUUCGCCUUCUCCCUUUGAGUUUGGUGGCAAGAGAUACAGCGAGAGCAACAGGAGGGAGCUUUUGGAGGAUCGGCAUCAAAAAGGUCGCAUGAUCUUGGGCCAGCUUAAAGAUAGAAUGAUAUGCUAUCGAGCGAGGAGGAAGCUGAAAAUUCCCGCCAACAUGCAAGGGUCUCAAAUAGCGGAAGACCUUGACGCAUCAACAUCAGGCCGCAAGAGGAAAAUACUGAACAAUACGGUUGCUUUUGGUUAUCCAGCCGCGCAGGAGGGGUACGCUGCUCCUGUAACUUUAGUCUUUGACGCUGCUCAAACACCACCUGGAGCCUGCCAGACAUCCAGACCAUCGUCUCAGUCAAAACCACCUUCGACUGUGGUUUAUUCACAAACGGCUGAAUCAUAUCAGCAGGAAAACGUACAAAAUCAACACGCAGCGAUAUCACAUUGGCGGCAGCAACCGCUGCAAUCCAACCCACCGCUACUAACUCAUUCACAUCAAAUUCCACCAAUUCCCCAACAGAAACACGCCCAACCCCUCCAAUUCUUCAGCUAUGGUCCGUUACAGAAUCUGCAGAUGCCCAAAUCCAUGACUGAUCUUGCGGACCGCGUUGCCAGGGGCCAAAGCCUUGAUUCAGAAACUAAUAACUCUGAGGAUUCCGGAUCGACAGGAUUGUGGUUCUAUCCUGGUGUUGGGUCUGGAACUGCUGGAGCAGCCCCUCCUCCCCCUCCUCCCAAUUGUGGACUAACCUUUCCUGACGUUGAGGACUUCCCCAAGGGUGACUCUGCGGAGGAUCUGCCCCUGCUGGACAUUGACUGGGAUAUUACCAAAUUCUCCAAAAAACUCUAUAAGACGUUGAAACGUUAA
Messenger RNA from Paracoccidioides lutzii Pb01, 2910 nucleotides. RefSeq lists its product as hypothetical. Gene Ontology annotation, biological process: DNA-templated transcription; regulation of DNA-templated transcription. The coding region runs from base 1 to 2910 and encodes 969 amino acids. Gene Ontology annotation, molecular function: zinc ion binding; DNA binding; DNA-binding transcription factor activity, RNA polymerase II-specific. The record is from RefSeq and is a predicted model, not a curated record. The transcript is spliced from 4 exons.